CUGAGGGAGCGGCGCAUCAGCGGGUUUGCCCUUGCUAUAGAGCGAGACCACCUUCGCGGGCCGCCGCCUCGUCCACGGCGGAGGGGAGCCGGGGACAGGCUGGGCGUCAGGGGGGAGGAGAUGUCCCUCCCCCGCUCCGCCGGGAGGUGAUCUCUCUCGCCUCGGGUCCCUCCUCUGGAUGCUGGGAAGUUCCGAAGCGGGAGCGCCAGAAACGCACGGGCUGCGUCGGAAGCGCCUCUCGCGGGGCUCGCCGCUAACCACGCUGUCUCCGCUCGCAGGCGGCGUCCGGGCCGGGGGCCGGGGCCAUGCACCCGGCGCGGCGUUGAGCACCGCGGCGGCGGCGAAGCGGAGCCCUUUCCCUGCAGGCAGCCCCCGACCUGCGUGCGAGCGGGGCCGCGCCCGCCGCCGCCGCACCCCAUGACCCUGCGCUCCGCCGAGUCCCUGGAGAGCACGGAGGGCUCCCGGGCGCGCUGGGGACACCCCGGGACGGCGGCGCCUUUUGCCGAGGAGUUCUGUGAGGCGGCGCAGUUGGCCGCCGCUAUGGAGGAGCUGCGGCGGGCAGGAUGGUACUGGGGCAACAUGACUGUUGCUGAAGCCAAAGAGAGAUUACAGGAUGCUCCCGAAGGGACCUUCUUGGUUAGGGAUAGUUCACAUUCAGAGUAUCUAUUGACUAUUUCGGUAAAAACGUCAGCGGGACCGACCAAUCUACGUAUAGAAUAUCAAGAUGGCAAGUUUAGGCUGGACUCUAUCACAUGUGUCAGAUCCAGACUUAAGCAGUUCAACAGUGUUGUUCAUUUGAUUGAGUACUAUGUUCUUAUGUGCAAGAACAGAACAGAGACACCUUCAAAUGGAACAGUCCACCUUUACUUGAACAAACCUCUCUAUACGUCCACUCCAUCUCUGCAACAUCGCUGCAGAAUAACUAUAAACAAAUGUACAAAUCAGAUCUGGGAGCUGCCAUUGCCAACAAGACUAAAAGAGUACUUGAAAGAGUACCAAUACCAGGUAUAAAUAUAUUUUAUAAAUGCCUGUAAUGUAGAGUAACUUUUAAAUGCAAUUCUUAAAAUCAGCCAAAGAACUGAGUAACCAGUUGAACAACUCAGCAUGGAAUUUACUAUCAAAACAGUGGCAGUUCUGGGGGAAAGGUUUUUAUUUCAGAUGCCACAAAGGGAGACUUUAUGUAGAAUAAUCUCAGCUUGCAUCCUUGGGGUUCAACAAGGUGGCAUGCUAUUCUUGCGAGGAGAGAGAAGCCAGGAAUCUGUCCAGAUCAUGUUGCUUUGUCAAUGGCAUAACAUACUGCACUAAUUAUCAAAUGCUAACCGAAGUAGUGGGACUGGGAGAGACUGCAGAAGUGGUCAAAGACGUAUGAGAGUGCAUAAGUAUCUCAGUUAUCUGAUUCCAUGAUUAAUUUGGUGCUGGUGUUCGUAUAAUCCUGAAAGCUUAACUGGAUCACACUGCGGUAAUCUUGCCAAAGUUAUGCAACUAAUCAAAUCCAGUCAAAAAAUUGAUCUUGUAUUCAGUUUUUAAUGAACUAUAAUUCUCAUGCUUUUCUGCAAGCAAAGGAGCACUGCAAAUAAGCACUUCAAAACAUUGUUUUUCAAAGUUCUCUAAAAGCUGACCUUAAGGAGAAAUGCCACAUCUUUCAUAGGAACCCAGUAUGUUGUGGAUUAUACCAGAUUGGUAUCCCAGAAUUUUCAACGUGGUUAACAUCUUCCCAGUGGUGAUAUAUCCAUCUUAUUACUAGUAAGCCUUUUUUGCUUGAGGCUUUAGGACUGUAUGCUGCAGACUUGCAGUUACUCAGUUCCAAUGUCAAAACAUGGAUAUCAGCAGUUACAGCUGUCUUCUACAGUGUAGAAUGUUUUCUUCAGCUCGUUUCCCAAAAUGUGGGGAAGUAUGUUUGGGGUUUUUUAGGGGGUUGGGCUUUUUUUUUUUUUUCCUAACGCACCAUUGUAGUUAUCAGACUACUACUCAAUAAAGUAAAUCAAAUUGCACAACAAUCUCCCAAUCUUUGUAUGUAUGGAUUUGCUACUAUUCAGUAAACAGUGAUCUUAGGAACCUGUAUAAUUUCCCAGGUAAUACUCAGAUAAAUGCACAUGUAUCGGUGAGGAGGAAUAUCCCUUCUUUGCCUUUAUGAUGCUGCUCAAAGGAAUAGCUGGAUUAGGUUGAGGUCAGUGGCUUAGAGGCUGCCUUUUGAAUUCCCGUCGUUAGGUAUUAGCAUAGAACAUUGCCUUUUCUGUUACAGCAGUCCUCCAAAUUGGAAGAAGGGUCUAAAACCCUCAGUACCUGUUCCUUAGUCUAAUUGUAAAGUGUUUAAGAGAAGAAAUACCCCAGAUGAGAGUAAUAGGGGAGCAGUAAAGAGAGAAACAAGGGCAUCAAUUCAUUCUCAGUCAACUUUAACUCUUUCUCUAGCUUACUUUUUAAUUAAAGCAGAUAGACCUGUGUUUGAGCAAGGAGGAUUGUCAAGACUUGCUGUAAUGUAGCCCUGCCCAGGCCGAAAUAGAAACAACAUAAAAUAAUUGUCUUGUUUUCUUCAAGCCUUAGCCGUUCUGUAGUACUGUCACUAUGCUCUGUCCCUUCUCAUAAACUCUGGAGCACCAACCAGCUUAUUUUGUUGCGUCUAAACUCCCAGCGUUACAUGCUUAGCUUUGUCAUUAGCAUGCUGGCAGAAAUGAGUAGGACAGUCAUUAAGAUAAGGAAGACACUGACAACCUGAGGCAGAAGGGAUGGUCCCUUGGUAGGGCAAAUACUUGGUAUGUUGUUCUCCCUAUGGAAAAGGUGGGUUUUCUCCGUCCAUGUCUUCAAUUCUCUCUCCCCAUUUUUGAUGUAAGAUUUUGUAUAGAAAUGGGGGGAGUUUUCUCCUGAAAAACAGAACAAAAGCUUUUGUUAUGUAAAAUUUUUCCCCAUGCCCUGCCAAAGUGUAGCAGAUUGUUGGAAGUUUUUCACAUAGCACAAUGACCACCCUCUGGUUGCCAUCUCAGAAGAGCUCUUGUAUUCCAGGUGUGCAUCAUAGUUUUUCUGUGCUUGUCACAGUAAAUCACAGUUUUUCUGUGCUUGUCAUCUAUCUUGCUAGGAUCUGCCCUCCUGAAGCUGAGGAGCUUUUCCUGUGAGCAGUGCCUGUGAAAGAACCGUAUUCCUGGCAACACUUUCAUUCUGAUGAAUCUGUUCUCUUGCAGUCCCUGUCUAGCUCUACCUUGAGAUGAGAUAGCUGCAGUAGAGAGUAACUUCUGUCAUAGUAGGAAAUGCUCUGAUCUGCUACAUUAACUUUCUGCUAGGGGCAUUUUUAGCCAAGGUGAUGCUUAGCUGCUUGGGGCCUCAGUGGCGAACACAUUAUACUAAGGUCCUUUAAAAUGAGUUCACUCCAGUCUAGCCCCUGGCAUGGGGAUUUAAAAUCAUGAACACCAGUGCUGGAACCAGCAGACUGAGAAGAUAAGAGCUGUGAGGGUGCAGUGAGGCAGUUGUGUUGUACAUACAAGAAAUGAUUUACGGCUCGUUGCUGGCAGCCUACUGUAAGCAGUGGCAGGCCAGGUGUUCCCCACAGCAGAGCCAAGCUCUGAGGAAUGACGUGGGGCAGAUGCAGGGCAGCUCGCUGGGCUUUUUGUCGGCAGCUCUCCAAAGCACAAGGGCGAACGGCAGGCUGAGGACAAGGAGUGCUAGUAAAGUGAAAGGUGGCAAUUCUUGUUAACAAUCCAGAGUAGUUAUUGUGAUGUGGAAUCAAAUCGCCAAACGCUGAGCAUACGGACUUAGACUUUGUAUUGUUUGUGUUGGUUACUGUGAGGAAAAAUAGGGGCUGUAGCCAGGGCGUGUUCGAAGCAGUGAACAAUAUUUUGAACAGACUGGAGGGGGAACUAGUCCUCUUUGUAUGAAAGCACAGUUCUUGUCCUCAUUAGGAUGCCAGCCCUAGGGUUGAUGCAUUGCACUAGUAAAACUAAACCACGCUAUAGCUUGCUGAAAGCUCGGCUUCAUUCUAGCGCAGCACAGAGGAAUGGCUUGUUCUGGUACAAAAAAAUCCAGGGGUAGCACGUGAUUAGAUUACAGUGGUGCAAAAAUCUUGCAUGUAGACCUUAUGAAUUUCCAGGCACUAUCUAUGUUGUCCAAACAUUUUAAAAAGAGUUCCAGUGCUUUUUGGGGUUUUCGGUUUGGUUUUUCCUUUUUUUUUCACUUUAUGGAUAUGGCUUGUUUGCAGCAGUAGCUUUUAAAUUGUUGCCCCUUUGGAUUCCAAAAAUUACUUCUACCUGAUAUAUGUCAUCUUGAACUGCUAGUACAGAGUGUUCAGUGAAGCCAGUUUCACAGGUUCAAUGCCCGUGAGUCAACCCAAAAUCAUGAUAAGGACUUUAAUCCUAAGCCCUUUUUUUUUUUUUUUUUACCCCAUGUGUUGGUUUGUUUUUUUCAUUUUUGAGUCUUGAGGUUUCAGAUUUUCCAGUUUAUUCCUGGAAUGUUAGUUGCUGAAUAACGAAAGGACAACUGAGAGCCCCACGAUCCUAAAAGGUGAUGCUUGAAAAAAAUAAUACAAAAACAACUGUGAGAUGAAUGAUGAAAAUGGAAUUAGUGACUGUGUUUAAUUCAGCACUAAAGCUAGCAGAAGCGUGAACUAUGGCUCCAUUUUAGUUGUAUGGGUAUUUCCCUGCUGCCUUUUCUGUCACCAGAGACAGAAAAGGGUUCAAGUGCAAGAUAGGUGGGUAGACUGGGAAUGUAACCAAGCAGCUGCGCCCAGUGCAUUAGAAGCAAUUUUGGUUUAAUCUGAUCUCAUCAGUAUUUUCCUAAUUGUGUUUUAUGUAACCACAUUCUAGAUCAACAAUAUGUAACUAUUAGCAAGAAGGAAACUGUUCACUAGAAUAUGGGGACAGAAUCUUAAAACAAUACAAAUAUAAUUUGUAUUAUGUACAUUCUGAAUGUACUCCUCACUGAAAACUGUGGAGCUUUCGAGUCUGAGACUCUUAAGCAAACAGUCUACAUACGAUAGGAAGGACAGGGCUCUGUAGCUGCAUGAAUUUCUGUACCGUGUCCUAGCAAAGUGUUCCUGCAGGUAAACUACCUUGUUGAUGAUCGUAGGAAAACUUCAUUUACUUACAUGUUCUAUCAAGAGCUUCUUCUUGUAUUCCUGAUAAAAUUCCUAUGGAUUUUUCCUUUGUCUAUAAGCUUAAGAUCUAGCGGAAAGUAAGUUGAGUGGUGUCAGGGCUUGUUCUUCUUAAGCCAAAACACAUGAUGGAAAUGUGAAAAGAUACCUUUAGACGUGGGUGUCAUGUCUAAUAGUAAUUUAAAAUAGAGUAAAAUAAAAUUUCUGCUGACUUUGCUGUCAUUAAAAAAAAUCUAAGUAUCAUAUUGACUGCUAGAGGAAAUGAUGGCUCGAGGGAUUCUAGAAGUUGUAUUACUGAUUCUCAACAAGAAACUGUUCUCUUGAGAGAAGAUUUAAAAAAAAAAACAAAACCAAAAAAACCCACAACCAAAACAUCUAUAGAAACAAAGGAAAUUUUUAGUACAUAAACCCUAAAAUUUCCAAAUAGAAUAACUAGAAAUUACUUGGAAGGUCUGAGCUGGUUGGUGCUGUAUACACAAAGGAAGUGGGGAUGACAAGCUACUUUGGUAUCUCAGCCUAGCUCCUGAAAACCACUUCUUUAUUAGUGUUCACUUCAGCAGGUCUCAGUAUUUUGCUAAGCCCUUACCAUGACUGAAAAUGCCUGGAAAUAACAUUCCACCGGCACAUAACUUCAGCCACCAAGGUCUGAGCUCACUUUACAACAACAUGGUGGUUUGCCACAGCAUUGCCGAGAGUGGGUAAUUUCUACAAGGGGCUGAAGAUCAGUGACAGAAACCGGGAGGCAGAGCUGGUGCUGCCAGGGCUGCGAAGGCAUCGGUGCUGGCCAUUGCUGGUCCUCACCUCCUGUCUUAGACAGAGGGUACGCUACAAGCUAGCUAAAACACAGCUGUCAGGAAACCAGAUACGAAGUUAUUCUGCUUGCUGAGGAGGGAAUUACCUAUCUGGCUUUUGGUGUCUGAGAAGGGACUGAAGGGAAAGGCCAGCAGCUCCUGUGAGAGGUGGCACUUCUCACAUGGUGUGUCAAAUAACUAACCAUCAGGACUAGUACGAUGCUGAAAGGUGUAUUAGUAGAGCUAAGGUAAUACCUUUAGGUCCAGGAGAGUAGCUAGUAUCAGCACAGUUUAAACCACAUAUAAACAAAGUCUGAUUAGAUAACUGAAUUUCACGAAGAAAAAAAAUAAAUGUCUAGCAAAAUCAGUCUGUCCUAGUCCCAGGGUUGCCAAGGGGAGGAGGGAUGAACUGCGUUUAUUGAUCAGGUUAUCUACAGGGCUUUGAAGUAGCCAUUGCCUCUGAGAAAAUCCAGGGAAAUGUAAAAACAUAGCACCAUAAUUAUGGUGUUUAGUCUGCCUGACAAAUUGUGGAUUUUAUUCAACUUCAGUCCUUUCUUAAAAAAGGAUUGCACCUGUGUUUUGGUUUGUUUUCUUCCAGAGUUGGAGCCAUUAAUUCUCCAGGAAUCGAAAUACCAAAAUAAUACCAUCACUUUCUAUGGUACGAAGGAGGAAUCAAAUGGAGGAGCAAAAGCUGUUUACACUAGCAUAAGGAACAAGCUGGCAUUUAGCAGGAGAAAGUUCAAACAGAUAAUACCCAGGGAAAGUUCAGUGCUGAAUGCUGCGAAGAACAAAAUUUGAAAACAAACUCCAACAAUUCAAUGUUCCUGCCUUCAUUUUUCUUUCACUGGCAGGCAGGGUUUAUGUAAGUAAAUCCUUUUGUUUUCAGUCAAAUUGUUCCAUAACUGAUGUUUCAUAGCUGAGGAUUGCAAUUUGGUGCAAAGUCAGUUAACAAAUAGUAAAUGCAGAGGUAUGUUACAUGUGGAAAAAGAUUCAAAGCCCCAAAUUCUUCUUUUGACUUUAUUGAGGUUAUUUGGAUCAGGCUUGAUAGCAAGAAUUAUAUAAGAAACAGUUAGACUGGUGGUUGCAAGCUGUAAAAUCCCUUUUCAAAAUGCUUUGUUACAAUUUAAUUGUACCUCUUUUAAGUUGCAGUCCUGUUCUGCUGAACCUCUGUGCCCACACCCAGUUUGUCCAGGGGGCAUCUCCAAAUUUGAGGGAUUGUUCUGGACACCUGUAUGACACGUCACACAUUUGCUUUUUUCUUACCUAGCGUGCAGCUUGGCACAGGCUGGAGGGCAGAAUAAGUUGUGCAUCAACUUACCAUUUAUGGGGUUCUCAGCUGGUUCAUUUUCUCGAAGAGAAAUAUUAAACAAGACUGAGCCUGUAUUAGCUGCAAUUUACCCAUCUGCAAAGUGGACUUGACAUUUUGUAACUUAUCAGCGUGGGGUGAAAAGUCACUUAUAUUUCAAUUGACAUGACAGGAACUUUAGCUGCAGUGAUGGAGUACCUUUGGCUGGCUGCGUUGCUAGGAAGAGAGAAGAAAGUUACGAAAGUGAGAUUCUUGUCUGACUAGCUUACAGUGGAAGUGGCACCGCAGCUCCUGCAUGAGCUGAAGUGCUUCAGUCUGCAAGGGAAACUGCCUGUGAGAAGGUAACUGUUCUCUGCGAAUUCAUGUGUUUAACUCCCCUGUAACCAGCCCACUGUAACCACCCAUGGGGGCAGGUUUCAUUUUGAAAGGGAACAAAAUACAGUCAGUGAAUUUUUAAUUGAAGGUGGGUUCUUUUUUGUUUAAAAACAGGAUGUAUGAAAAAAGUAUAAGCAGUGGCAAAUCUCUUGCUAGGCUACCUGUCAAAACUUCCCAUCAGCCAUGAUCAGCUCCUAAAAAGCUUCACCUGAAAGUAAGAACCUUUGAAAACAUAGGUACUGUAUAUAUAACCUGUAUAUAUAUACAUAUAUAUACACAUAUACAUACAUAUAUGUAACUUGUCAAGUUCAAAGCCUGGGAAAGAAACAGAAGAUUACAAAAAGCAACAGUUACUCUCCUCCUAAAUCAAAUCAACCUUCCAGUCUUUUAUCUAAAACGCUAGACAACCAUUUCAUGUGCUGUAAUUUGCAACCAAAAUAAUUUGGUUUUGUGAAAAGGUUUCAGACUUGAAUCUUAAAUUCCUUUUACUUAUCUGUCAAUGUUUGAUUUUCAGGCUAGUUUGUGAAUUUUCUUUGUUUGUUCUCACAUCAUUAAAAUGGUUGCUUUAUGUAUAAAAAAUAGUUUCAUAAGUCUGGAAUAAAUAUGUAUAUGCUUGCAGUAUUUCAUCUGUCUCCUCAGAGCAUCUUUAAGUUAAACUUCAAGAACAAAGACGACUACGUUAGUUCAUAUAUUUAGUGAAAAUGGACUAAAAAUUCUGAGAAAUAUUGAGUCACAUUUUGUAAAUAUUAAUUGCAGGGGGGUUAUUGCAAUUCACUGCAGACAUUCUUUUUGCUUUUUUUUCUGGAAAGAAGACAAAAGUUUCACAUUUGAUGCCUGUUCCUUUUCUUGUAACUAUUCUGCAUUCAACCUUUGGCUACAGAUUAUUUGCAUCAAAGUAAACAGCAUUAAGACUUAAUUCACUGCAAUACUGCUAAUAAACACUUGGUUUUAUUACUGAAACAAAUGUAAAUGUAUAGACGCUAUGCAGUCACUUCACACUCCAUGGUUUAAGAUGUUUUGAAACUCUCUGUGAUGUAUUUUACCUCCAUGCUGAGCAUGCCUUUUAAUAAAAUCAUACUUCUAAAGAACUUCA
Molecule: messenger RNA, 8639 nt
Organism: Strigops habroptila (Kakapo)
Lineage: Eukaryota; Metazoa; Chordata; Aves; Psittaciformes; Psittacidae
Gene: SOCS2
Product: suppressor of cytokine signaling 2
Exons: 2
Coding region: 418-1011 (197 amino acids)
Biological process (GO): phosphatidylinositol phosphate biosynthetic process; intracellular signal transduction
Cellular component (GO): phosphatidylinositol 3-kinase complex
Molecular function (GO): 1-phosphatidylinositol-3-kinase regulator activity
Source: RefSeq, a predicted model, not a curated record